AUGAAGGAUCGUAUUUCCAUACUUCAGGCACAAUUUCUUUUCAGAACCUCCUUCCUACCCGACGAUGCAUUAUUAACAAAAUUGCUACCAUACAUACAAUCACAGCGUAUCUCGAAAUGGCCCCAACUAUCCAAAUCAUCUCUAUGGACAUCAUUCAGCAAUGAAUAUCUCGAAAUUAUGUCUUAUAGUAACUUUAUUAGAAAACGAAGACAGCUUUUGAUUGACAACCACCGUUCGAAGCUUCAAGAAAAACAUUCUAAACGUCUGUCCCACUGCCAUAAUGAUCUAAUUGUCGGCCCUAUUCUUCGGAUACCAAUGACAAGAAGUGAACGGCCUCGCUGCGUGCGAUGGCGACUUGGCUGGUUACCUCUUGGUAAACUCCACGCCUGUCCCUUUCAUCCAAAUGAACUUUUUUCACGUCAGCGUAGUUUUUCUUGUUUAGAUAUGCACAACCGCCUUCAGAUGUCCAAAUCUAUUGACGAUUCACUUUCCUAG
Messenger RNA from Rhizopus microsporus ATCC 52813, 495 nucleotides. RefSeq lists its product as uncharacterized. The transcript has a single exon. The record is from RefSeq and is a predicted model, not a curated record. The coding region runs from base 1 to 495 and encodes 164 amino acids. Lineage: Eukaryota; Fungi; Mucoromycota; Mucoromycetes; Mucorales; Rhizopodaceae.